AUGUCAAGCGAAGAGAAUCAAUUCAACGUGCAAGGUUACAAUAUUGUGACGAUUCUCAAGAGACUUGAGGCCGCAACGUCACGUCUUGAGGACAUAACUGUGUUCCAAGACGAAGCAAACAAGCAAAGAGCACUUCAACAACCAAAUCUGGACAAUCUGCAAGAGAACAUUCAAAGUACCAAUACAAAUUCACAAACAAGUUCUGGAACUGGAAACGGAACCGGAAGUGCGACUGCAACAGAAAAUCAAGCUGCGUCAACUUCUGCUGGUGUUACAUCUACUGGUUCUGGAUCAACUCAACCACAAGAGGAUUCCAAGCCCAAAUCAAUUGUAGCCUUUGAAGAAUACAUAAAGGCAAAUGUUGUUCCUUUAAUUGAAGAGUCCAGCCAAAUUGAUCCGAUAGUUGCAGAAUCUGCAAACUUGUUUGGCCAAGCAUUCAAAGACCAAUUGAGUUUUUUACAAAUUGCCUCACAAUCUCAAAAACCUGACUAUUCAGACCCUGCAUUUGUCAAGGUUAUGGCACCCUUAAAUGAUAAAAUAACAAAGAUCAAUGACUUGAAAGAUGCUAAUCGUAAAUCAGAAUUUUUUAAUCACUUGAACUCGAUCAGCGAGAGUGGUGCCAUAUUCUUUUGGAUUGGAGUUCCAACUCCCGUGUCGUAUAUUUCUGAUACCAAAGAUAGUGCCAAAUUUUGGUUGGACAGAGUAUUGAGGGAUUUCAAGGGAAAAGACCCUAUUCAUGUCCAAUGGGUCAAUCAAGUUUCCAAAAUUUUUGACGAAUUAAAAGCAUAUGUCAAGGAGUAUCAUACGACUGGUCCUUCAUGGAAUCCAAACGGCACAUCGUUUGCAGCUGCUGUCGAAAAACAUUUCAGUUCUGGGGAAAGUGCUCCAUCCAGCUCAAACACCACUGCUCCUGCACCUGUGCCUACGCCUGCUGGAUCAGGUACUUCUUCUGUACCAGCACCUCCUCCUCCUCCACCACCUCCUGCGUCAAUCUUUGAAGAUUCUUCCGCGGGAUCUGCUGCAAACUCUGGCUCAGCUGCAACGGGUGGUGGAAUGAAUGCUGUAUUUGCACAAUUGAACCAAGGAACCAGUGUUACUUCUGGAUUGAAAAAAGUGGAAAAGUCCGAGAUGACACACAAGAACCCCGAAUUAAGAAAGCAACCACCUGUUGCUCCAAAGAAACCAAAGAAUCUUUCCAGAUCAACCUCUUCAGCAGCUGCAUCUGCAUCUGCAGAUGCCGGUACUGGUGUUGGUGCCGGUGCUGGUGCUGGUGCUGCUGUCAAGAGACCACCAAAGAAGGAAUUAGUGGAUGGUACUAAAUGGAUUAUUCAAAACUAUACCAAAGACGAUUUAAAGGCGGAAGGUUUGCAAACAAUUGCUAUUGAAACCGAGAUGCAUCAAUCUGUGUUUAUUGGUAAUUGUUCGGAUGUCACCAUUCAGAUUAAAGGUAAGGCCAACGCCGUUUCUAUUUCAGAGACCAAGAGUAUUGGUGUCGUAAUUGAUUCAUUGGUCUCAGGAGUGGAACUUAUCAAAUCCUACAAAUAUGGUUUGCAAGUUACUGGGUUGGUGCCAAUGAUCAGUAUAGACAAAUCUGAUGAAGGUAGUAUCUACUUGUCUCAAGAAAGUAUCGAUCACGACGUGCAAAUAUUUACGAGUAGUUCAACUGCAUUGAACAUCAAUGUCCCAGAGGCAAAUGAUGACUACAAAGAAUUAGCGGUGCCUGAACAAUUUGUAUCUACUAUCAAGGACGGCAAGUUGGUGAGUAGUAUCAAUGAACACGCUGGUUAA
Messenger RNA from Lodderomyces elongisporus, 1788 nucleotides. It is a transcript of the gene SRV2, whose product is annotated as adenylate cyclase-binding protein. Lineage: Eukaryota; Fungi; Ascomycota; Pichiomycetes; Serinales; Debaryomycetaceae. Bases 1 to 1788 code for a protein of 595 amino acids. Gene Ontology annotation, cellular component: cytoplasm. The record is from RefSeq and is a predicted model, not a curated record. Gene Ontology annotation, molecular function: adenylate cyclase binding; actin binding. The transcript has a single exon. Gene Ontology annotation, biological process: cytoskeleton organization; actin filament organization.